AUGCCUACCGAGAGGGCAAAACGGUUACCUUUGGUCAACUUUUUUUUCCGUAUAUCAAGGCUAGUAUUUGCUAGUGCUAAGAUAAUGUUAGCUACUCCUGAGUCGAAAGUUGUAUUCGCCAGUGCCAAGAUAUUGUUGGCUACUCCCGCUGCGAACGUCAUGUUUGCAACUGUUCUGUUUGAAACCCCGAAAGAUCCCGCUAUUCCGCUACCCAGAAAGCAGUUUGGGCAACACACCCUUGCACCAGAAAUGCCAGAUUUGCCGUCAUCAUUUGGUCGACCAAUACUGACGGGUGGUGUAUAA
Molecule: messenger RNA, 303 nt
Organism: Sclerotinia sclerotiorum 1980 UF-70
Lineage: Eukaryota; Fungi; Ascomycota; Leotiomycetes; Helotiales; Sclerotiniaceae
Exons: 1
Coding region: 1-303 (100 amino acids)
Source: RefSeq, a predicted model, not a curated record